Osmerus eperlanus (European smelt) is the source of this 1401-nucleotide messenger RNA. It is a transcript of the gene cenatac, whose product is annotated as centrosomal AT-AC splicing factor. The coding region runs from base 209 to 1264 and encodes 351 amino acids. The record is from RefSeq and is a predicted model, not a curated record. Lineage: Eukaryota; Metazoa; Chordata; Actinopteri; Osmeriformes; Osmeridae. The transcript is spliced from 11 exons.
UUUCACCCAUGUCAAUCGAUGUUUCCAUGGACGUAAAUUCACCAGGUUUUCUAAUGCAGACAGCGACACGGCAAGCUACUCAGUUAAAGUUAAAGGCAUCACCGGCACAUUUAUAAUAACUCAUCAUAGCAGCUAGCUAGUUUGCUAAGAAGCCAGACUGAUUUGGCACAGUUUCUCGAGAGCAAAUUGGGGAGCCGGCAUAAUCUCAAUGGGUGCAUUUUACUGUGCAAUAUGUAGGCAGACAUUUUUCUCUGGAAAGGGACACAUCUUCGGUAAAAGUCAUCAAAGCAAACUCAAAGUGGUCCUCGUAAAAUUUAUCGAGAAGGUGAAACAAGCUCGAAGAACAAUCAAAAAUCCCCAGGUGGAGAAGUUUGAUUGCACUCUGAACGAGUGCAAAUUUUGGUGUUACUGCUGCGAGGUCGAGGUUAAUAGACAUGUCACUGAUGCCAGCAUCACUGUGUUGUUUGGAGGACUAUUAGAACACAUGGCCACUCCAGAACAUGGAAAGAGAACGCACAGGUUCUGGUGGGAAAACAAAGCUGAUCCCAAACUAAGAGACAAGUUCAUUGUCACCGAAGAAGAGAUUGAAAGAUUCAAAACAGAAGUGGCAAAAGCACUGGAGUCAUUUGCGGAGAAGGAAAAUGAGCUCGUAAAACAACAAGCAGCUCAUAUUCGCGCCCAGGAGCAACAUCGACAAGAAGUCCUGCAGGCGCUCAUAGAGCCUGAACCAGAGCUGGAGCAAUCUAAUAUUGUACAGGGCCCAGGUGACUUAACUGUGGGGACUUUAAGCUCUCAUCUGGUAUUGGAUGAGCAGGAUGGGCCAAGCUGGUUAGACCCAGUUGUGGAUGGGAAGGGGGCAGGACCAGGACAAGGUCUGACUUUCAUUGGGUACCAGGAUGCCUCCAAUAGUGGAAAUGUUAACACAGGAGCUGUCCCUCCAUGGUUGCAGAAGGACCCCUUGGACGGUAGCUCUGGAUCAGCAGGGCAAGAGAUUGGACCAUCACUGCAGGACUUCCUCAAGCAGAAAGAGCAGGAUAGACUGAGGAAGUUGCCUCCUAACAGAGUUGGGGCCGACUUUGACCACAGCUCUCAGACCGAUGCCAACUGGCUGCCCUCUUUUGGUCGGGUGUGGAACAGCGGCCGGCGCUGGCAGUCGAGGCACCAGUUCAGAGAAGAGGAAGGACAGACUAACAAGCGAAGGAGAACGAAGGACCAUAACAAAGGGGACAAAGAAAAAGACUGCUUAAUACUUAAGACCGAAUAACUAUGGGGGAUGGGUAUUGCUUUUCUUUGGUGCCGAUUGUAGGCAUUUAUGUAAAUAGCUUGUAUAACACUGAUAUUCAAGUGUCCACUUGUGCAGUUUGAUUGUUUUGAAUUAAAGUAUUCUUUUUAUUAAGAAAA